UUUUUUCUUUUUUUUUUUUAAUCUUUUGUCGUUAUAGAUGUACAAAGAUUAAUGUGGUUUCAAAGUUGUUAAACUGAAUUUUACAAUUGUAUCUUUAGUUUUUGUUUGUUACUUGGAACAUUGUUUGGGGCCCCAAGACCCAAUUUAUAAUUCAUCUUACCUAUUGGUCCUACUGUGGUUUGUAUUUGCAUUCUCAAAAGAUCACAUAAAUCUCAGCCCGUAUCCUGCGCCCAAGUCAUCUCAGCACCUGAAACCAAAAAGAACAACCAGCGAUUCGAGUCUCUGUCCCACUAACUUUUGAAAUUAGAGGAACAACUGUCUAUCACAUUUAUCACAUGAGGGUCAUAUGAAAGUGGCAUCAUAUUUUGAAGCAUUAACAAUUUUGAAAAAUACUUCCUGCAACAAAAAAACCCAGUGACACUUUUGGUUUUAGUUUAAUUAUUUAACUGAAACAUUUUACCCUUGUUAAAGCAAUUCAAAUUAGCAAGAAAAUAUUCAUGGAUAAUUUUAAAGCUUGAGAAACAGAUUUUUGUGGCACAGUUAUACUUAAAAGGUUGAACAGUGUCACAUUGGCUUUGUUUUUGGGGUUUUAAAAAAAAUCCUAAUGUACAUGACGACUGGCAUGAGUCAGGAAGUGAUGAAACUUAAGUGGAAGAAAGCAGAAGUGUGUCUGGGUGGCACUGCUGAGACCGCCACACAUGACCCAAAACAACUGAAUGAACAUCAGUGUGGUAAGCUCUCACCUACACACACUCACACAUACUACUGAUAUAGCUCUUAUAUCAGGACUAAGUAGGUAAUAGGUUUGAGACAGCUAAGGUUAAAUACUUAUUGGCAGUACUUGUUGAUGAUUGACAAUUGUUUCAUGCAGUAACAUUGUUUUUGCAUCUAUGUAGCUUUAAAUGGCAGCCAAAUGCUAAUGAAAAUCUAUCUACACAGUCUUCGUACACUCUUUCUACAUUACUUUCUACAUUUUGUAUACUUACUAAAACCAUCAAAUAUAUGACGAGAGAUACUGUAUGUGAAAUUAUGUAGCAAAGUAAAAAAAAGUUGAAUAACUGGACUAAUUUUGUGAGAAAAAAAAAUAAAAAUUAGCUUCAAAUCUUCAAAGUAGCCACCCUUUGUUUUGUCAAAAAAAAAAAAUCUGAAAUAAAUUUAUAUUUGUUAUCUUUUGCAUGUAUAUAAAAUGUAGAAAGUAAUACAAAUAACAAAAAACAUUGAAUGAGAUGGUGUGUCCAAACUUUUCACUGGUAAUGUAUAUUUGUAUAGAAUAAGACUAAGUUUAUUCUAGUUUCUUAAAUAAAAUAAAAAAAAAGGAAAAAGAUAUAUUUUUUUAUAAUUUAACAUUAACUCAACAGAAUGGCCUUUAACUGUUCCAGUGUGCCAAAGCAAGCACUGCAUAAAAUUAUUUGUUAUGUAAUUAGUCUGUGUAUGUGCUGUAGGUUCAAAACAGUAGUGACUAAAAAGUUUCCGAAACCCACACAUUUGGGUGGUUUUAGAAACUUUGAUCGACUGUGGGAACUAGCUCAGAAACAUUCUCAAGCCUUUUCUUUUUUGUUCUUUUUUGACACUUCAAAAUCUCUUCACAGCUCUACCGCUUUCACUAUGACAAACAACUGCUCGUUCGAAUUUGUGGAUGAACUGAUGAAACAUUUGGAGCUAGCCAUCUAUGUGCCCAUUUUUUUACUUGGUCUUGCUAGUAAUGUUGGAGCACUGAUUGUGUUCUGUUGUAUUCUUCCCAAAUGGACGGAGACCACCAUCUACAUGACCAGCCUGGCACUAGUGGACCUUGUGCUCCUCUUUCCCCUUCCUUUCAAGAUGCAUGCCGCCAACAACUUGUGGUCAGCUCACAGACAGACACUUUGCUCUGUCCUGGAAGCCCUGUAUUUUUUUGGAAUUUAUGGCAGCAUUUACACUAUUAUGAGUAUAGCUGUGGAUCGCUGGUUGGCCAUAUGUCACCCUUAUAAGGCCAAGGAACGGCGAUCACGCAGAAAAGCCCUGGGGAUAUGUGUAGGUGUGUGGGCGCUAGUGCUGGUAGUUAUCUCAACGACCAUCUCCAGUUUUAGACAAGCAGGACGUACCGAAAUUCACUGCUUUCAUAGAUUUUCUGCGCAAGGCUGGAGGCCGGUGAUCAUCAUCUGCCUUCAGGUGUUUGGGUUCCUGGUGCCCUCCUUGGUGGUGGUCUACUGCUCGGUGAAGACCAUCUGGGCACUGCAACUUUCAGGGCAACGCAGUUCACAGAGCAUAGCCUAUAUCAAGUACAUCUACAGCAGUCUGUGCUCCUUCCUGCUUCCCCUAGCACCCAGCCACCUGGCCAUCCUGUUGCAGUUCCUGGUCCACCAGGGCGUGAUUGUGGACUGCAGCUCAAAAACUCGCAUCAGUCUGUUCCUCCAGCUCUCCCUGUGUCUGUCUAACGUCACCUGCUGCCUGGAUGCUCUUUGCUACUACUUCAUCACUCUGGAGGUCAGGAGCACCAAGAGGGCUUCCAGGUUAUCUACGAUCAGCCACAGGAGGCCCACGUUCAGCACCUCUGAAGUCUGACCACAGCUGGACAAACCAAGAUGACCCCAAGUUAACUGAGCUAAUGACUCAAUGUGGCAAAGCAGUGGCAAAGCUCGGCCGGGUUUUUGGCUGUAUUUUUGAAACUAGUGGUCAGUGGCAGUUGUCUAAACUAGAGCAUUUCCCUUUUUGUGUGUGGGUUGUUUUUUUUUUUCUUUUUCUUGACAACAUGUAAAUAGUUUUGAAGUUGUGAAGUUUAAUGUCAGUAGCCGUUGUAUUAUCUGUAACAGUUGGAGCUUGUCACAAUCACUCAGCUGUAUAGUAAAAGCAAAAUACUUGUAGUAAGACAAAAAAUUAAACCUUAUAUUGGUGUGUAUGAUAAUAUGUAUAUAUGUAAAUUCAAGUAUUUAUUCUAAUUAUUGUUACUAUCAUUUGAAAUAUCAUUAUUGUAAUAUAAACAAAAACACACAAAAAACAAAUUACCCCACAAUCUAUUAAA
This is a messenger RNA of Boleophthalmus pectinirostris (great blue-spotted mudskipper), 2998 nucleotides long. RefSeq names its product G-protein coupled receptor 55. NCBI's taxonomy places the organism in Eukaryota, Metazoa, Chordata, Actinopteri, Gobiiformes, Gobiidae. Gene Ontology annotation, molecular function: G protein-coupled receptor activity. The record is from RefSeq and is a predicted model, not a curated record. Gene Ontology annotation, cellular component: membrane. The transcript has 2 exons. Gene Ontology annotation, biological process: phospholipase C-activating G protein-coupled receptor signaling pathway; positive regulation of Rho protein signal transduction. Bases 1360 to 2541 code for a protein of 393 amino acids.